ACGGACAAUCAUUAUAUCGCCAGUAUAACACUCGACUCCAUUCGAAUCCGUCCUCUUCGACCGUCGUCGUCCACGGUCGAAUUUUCGAUCUUACGCGAGCUCUCCUCGCUUUUCCGUAGAGAAAAGGGAAAGGAGAGAGGAGAGAGAGAGAGAGAAAGUAGAAUUUUUCUUCUUCUUCUUAGUCCUCUUCUUCUUCUUCCUCUUCUCGUUGUUCCUCCUCUUUGGUGAACGGAACAGCGUCUUUCGUGUUGACUCCAUCGAAGACAAGAAAGGACCAGUCCCACCGACACACGCACGCAUCGUGCAUCCACAUCGACGUACGCGCACGCUCGUACCUAUAUACCGCGUGGCAAGGAGAAACAAGUCGAAGAGAAGAGAGCGCCGAUCGACGGGACGGUCACAAUCGCGAUACGAUGAGUCUCUUCUUGGGAAAUAAGGAAAAUGUGACGUGAGACCGGCCUCAAAGACCCAAAGACGUCGGCAUACGCGAUAUCGAAGCCUUUCCUUUCUUCUCUCCCACCUCCAUCUUCAUUAUACAUACACCACAUUAUCCUUCGUCGCAAGAUACAGAGUCGCGCGAACGUGGACCAUGCACGCUACCAAAAUGUCAGCACGAGAACGGACAAGUUUUCGUCCGAUCUCGCGCAGAAUCGUUACUGCAGCCUGCUGGAUCCUGGUGGCGCUAUGCGUCAGCGAGGUCGGCGGUCAAUUAUUGGACACGGAAUUUCAACCUACGGUAACGGCGACGUGCAAAGCCGGUUAUAUGACGAUUCGCGUGAAUCUCAACCAGAGCUUCGUAGGCGCGGUUCACGCCAGGGAUUAUCGGAGGCCUCAGUGUAUGGUACCCGGAAAUGGCUCGACGCACGCCACGCUCGGGAUAAACCUACUUGCGCCAGAAGGAGCACCGGAUUACUGCGGAGUCCUCGUUAACAAUAAUACGGAAGAGCGAUCGGUCCCUAUCGCGGUGAGGAUACACAAGACCCUCGAGCUUGCCGACGACAAAUUCUAUGUUAUCACGUGCGGCAAAGCGGGCUUUAAAAAUGCCAAGAACGAAACGUCGUUGGUGUCCUUACGACUGUUGGACGGCUCCCGUAGAGUGCAAGAGGCUAUUUAUGGUCACAAUUACACCCUAAGAGCAGAAAUCUCUCGUCCGGAUGGAAUGUACGGUAUCAGGGUGAAGUCCUGUUUCGCAUUUAACAAGAAGAAUGCCAGCGUUCAAUUGAUCGACGAGAAAGGGUGUCCCGUAAAGGCACGAGUCAUGACGAAAUUUAUAUACGAUCGAAACGCAGGCACGGCGGAUGCUACAUUGUUCUCCAUGUUCCGCUUUUCCGACAGUCCACAAGUGCAUUUCCAAUGCGACAUCGCUGUGUGCAGAGGAAGUUGUGGAAUUCCGAUGUGCGAGGACGACAAGGACGAAGGGGUAAAGGGUGGCUCCGCGAUCGGCGGACAAAACGUCGUCGGUGAGGAAGGAAUCCUUCUUGCCGGCACCAGCGUCUACGUUCUCGAACCAGGGGAGAAACCUAUGGUGCAGGCAUCCUACGAAGACGGCACCAUCCAUCCGUUAUGGCUGUUGUGGUUGGCGGUCGCACUGGGAAUACUGUUUCUCAUAAUGCUUAUCAUUAACAUAUUCCUGUGCUCGGCGAUGACCUGCAGCUGCUCUCAAACCGACAUCAUCGAGAAGGAGCCGUCGAUCGAAGAUUACGAUCCCUACCGUAGCUGGCACGGUUCUCAAUACGGGUCGAGAUAUUCGUUAAACGGCAAGCAAGGAUACGCUUCCGGCGGUUCGACGAUGAAUUCUACGAGGUCGAUAUCAACGAACAGCGAUCAUUACGCUAUCGUCCAUUCGCGUCCUGGAAGCAGAUAUUCCGGUCCUGGACAAAAGCAACACCACCAUCAUCAUCAUCAUCACAGAGGGCCACCGUCGAAUAUCGGCUCGCAUUACUCUGGAAAAUAAUGCUCGAUUAUUUUUAUCGAUGUUGCUAAUACUUCGAUCCGUCGAUCCGUUCUACGCUCGCGUCAUUUAUCGAUUUUCAAUAGAACUUUUUCUUUUUCUCCUUCGUAGAAGGAACCGAGAACGUAGACGGACGCUUGAACGCCGAAAGAAAGUAUAUGUUAACGUUUACUAUACUUUUAUGAUAGAUUAGAUUCUAUAUAUAGUUACUAAUUCAUUCAUAGUGCUGCUACGUAUUUACUUACGUCAACAUACGUUUCAUAUGCGUCUCUACGAUUGAAGACGCGAAAUAAAUUUGACGAUAAUUAUAGAAUAAGUAAAAAUUUACCUAACGAACGUUUUUCACUUUUCUUUUCUUCUUCCUUUUAACGCGAGUUUAAUGGUCAUUCGCGAUAAUCUAUUGUUUUCGUACCAAGCUUCAUGUGUAUUAUAUAACAGUCAUAAAGUAUAGUCACACUUAGCAUUUAUAUACCUUUUCGCAAUAUUAACUCUAAUUAAGGCGCGACGAGUGAGUGCUUUUGUAAAUAAAAUCGCGAACCACGUGUAACGAUAUCGUCGAUCGUCGAUCGCAUUUUUAAUUUUUCGAACACGGUGUACUGAGAGAGAGAGAGAGAGAGAGAGAGAGAGAGAGAGAGAGAACAAUGUAAUCCGAUAUUAGUAAAUAAGUACUUUUACAUCGAUACGCGUGUAAUACGUAAUAAAAGACGUUUCUACUCGUGCUUGCGUAUGUGCACACGUCGACUGUUGUUAUUACCUAUGGUAGAAAUCACUCUCAUACUAUUAGAUGAUAUUUUUUAUUAUUACGAACAAGUGUGUGAAAAAAUUAGUACACAUUAUUUUCGAGCUAUUUUAUACUUUGUACUUUAUACUUGAAACGCCAAUCAAAAAAUAAACUGUAGAAAUUAA
This is a messenger RNA of Vespula vulgaris, 2857 nucleotides long. RefSeq lists its product as uncharacterized. The record is from RefSeq and is a predicted model, not a curated record. Lineage: Eukaryota; Metazoa; Arthropoda; Insecta; Hymenoptera; Vespidae. The transcript has 9 exons. Bases 590 to 1954 code for a protein of 454 amino acids.